This is a messenger RNA of Symsagittifera roscoffensis, 750 nucleotides long. RefSeq lists its product as uncharacterized. Gene Ontology annotation, biological process: regulation of apoptotic process. Bases 64 to 750 code for a protein of 228 amino acids. The transcript has 5 exons. The record is from RefSeq and is a predicted model, not a curated record. Lineage: Eukaryota; Metazoa; Xenacoelomorpha; Acoela; Convolutidae.
AUUGUUGUGAUAAACUUAUUAAAUAGAUAUUGUUACUUGCCUAUGUAAGCUUAUUUGGCGUUAAUGGAAUUAGGCGGCGAUGCUGAUACUUCAACUAGUGGAAAAGAUCUAAUUUUAGGAGUGCUCAAAUCUAGCAGCGUGACAGCCGAGUACCCUGUAGUUGCACCAUCUAAAUGGCUCUCUGCAACUCGUGAUGGAAGCAAGGAACAGUCCGCCGAAGAGCAAACAAAGCAUAUCUGCUACUUGUACCACGCCUCCAAACUGACCAGACGCAGACAGAAAAGCAGGUUCUCCUACUCAGACAAUGCGUCGCCAGAGGACGAUGAUAACCUCUCUUCUCUGGCAACUAGGACUCUGCUGUUGGAACUUCUCGACAACGAGGUCGUCACAUUGAAUGUGUCUGUGGAUGUUCAGAGAGUGACUGGGUUUCUGAUGAAGGUGUCAGACUCUCUCGAAGACGACAACCAGUUGAACAGAAGAAUAGACGAGCUGAAAGUGGAUUCGCUGGAGGAUGCAUUCGCUGCAAUCAAGAAGGUCUGGUCCACUGUGUUCAGAGGCUAUCAAGCGGAGGGAGGCAGCGGUGGGAUCUCCUGGCACCUUAUUUGUACAUUCCUCUACUGCUCCUACAGGAUUGUUUGCAAGGUAAAAUUAUCAUCACUAGCCAUGUCUGGAGGAGGAGGGGUGUUUGCAUUGAAAGUAGGCAAAGUGCCCUCUCCAAUUAUGAAAGCUGAAUGGAGCGAAAACACUUAA